Messenger RNA from Saxophila tyrrhenica, 468 nucleotides. RefSeq lists its product as uncharacterized. The record is from RefSeq and is a predicted model, not a curated record. The coding region runs from base 1 to 468 and encodes 155 amino acids. Lineage: Eukaryota; Fungi; Ascomycota; Dothideomycetes; Mycosphaerellales; Extremaceae. The transcript is spliced from 2 exons.
AUGGAGACCUCUGCUGAGCUGCUCUACCUAGAGAAGCUCGCCGAUAAGAAGGACACCUUCGGCUUCAAGGACGACCUGGAGCGCAACGAAUGCUUGCAAUGGGUCUUCUUCUGGCAUGGAAGUGGUGCUCCUUACCAGGGUCAAGUCACGCACUUUACCCGCAUGGCGCCUGAGAAACUGCCAUACGCCAUCAACCGCUUCAAGAACGAAGUGCUGCGAGUCUUCGGCGUCCUCGAGAUCCAGCUAAGCGGCAAGUACACCGGCGAAAAGAAGGAGUACCUCGCCGGAAAGGGCAAGGGCAAGUACUCCAUCGCCGACAUCAAGACCUGGCCGUGGGUCAAGGGUUGGGACCGAAGCUUCGAGCAGAGCGACAUGGACCAAUUCCCGCACCUUCUCGAGUGGAUCGCCAGGAUCAAGGAGAGGCCGGCUGUGCAGAGGGGUAUUGGCGAUGCUUACAUGAAGAACUGA